Molecule: messenger RNA, 3336 nt
Organism: Pygocentrus nattereri (red-bellied piranha)
Lineage: Eukaryota; Metazoa; Chordata; Actinopteri; Characiformes; Serrasalmidae
Gene: eif2ak1
Product: eukaryotic translation initiation factor 2-alpha kinase 1
Exons: 15
Coding region: 1246-3120 (624 amino acids)
Biological process (GO): protein phosphorylation
Molecular function (GO): ATP binding; protein kinase activity
Source: RefSeq, a predicted model, not a curated record
AGUUUGGUUCGCAUAAAACCCACAGAGCCUUUUAUAGAGGAUUCAGUCUUUCCCCAAACUCAUCAUUUAACUUGCUCCACUGCAGUAUGGUUUGUUCUUUUGUUUUUGCAUUGCACCAUCCCUUCACAAAUGUGUGGUGUUUGACUGAGUUCACUGUAACAUUAUCAGUCAGUCAGUCAGUCAGUCAAUCAAUCAAUUUAACUCUGCGCUUCUUAGUUCCAGUUCUGGGGACCCUACACUCCUGCAUUUUUGAGUGUUUUCUCUGCACCAGCUGUAGGUCAUGAAGGCCUUGAUAAUUGCCUGAUGGGUUGAAUAAAGUGGAAAACCACUGGGAAACGUACAAAAAGGUGUAGUGCUUGGGGUCCCUAAGUUUUGAUAUUGUAGAUUUUUAAGAACCUGAUGUACAGCUGUGAAUUAAGUCCUAAUGGUAUUGUAUAAGAUCAGUAAUUUAAGUUGUAUUGCAUCUUUGAAUUAGAAGGUGUCAGAACAACAACUAGGUGAUGCUAUUAUGCUCAGGGGGGGUCAAUGCUCGCCACUUUGCCAAAAAAAAGCACCAGAGAAUAAUCCGGCAUUAAGAUUGAGCGUUAUAUGAUCAGAAGAUUCAAGGAAUCUGAUCAAAUAUCUUGACAUAUAGGGCAAGACUAUAGACCACAACUGAAUACUCAGGCUCAACUGAAAUGGACUAAUAAACAGUGGAAACAUGUAUUGUGAUCUAAGAGACCUUUCAGAUUAUUAAAGGAAAUAAAGAACAUUCAAGGGCUGUCCAGGUUGUUACCAGUGUAAAGUUAAAACAUCAGGGUCUGACAUGGCACGGCAUCAUUUUAAUGGAUCUUUAUGCUUAUUGCAAUAUGACAACAUCAAGCCACAUUUUACACAUAAAGACAGAGCUGCAUGGUUAGAGAGUGUGAGUGCUAGACUGGCCUUGCUCCAGAUCUGCCUUACAUUGAAAACUUGGUGCAUUAUGAAACGCAAAAUACAACAGGUCCCAUAUGACUGCACAGCUUAAAAAAUAGUUUUUAUUCACAUUUCUUAUAUCGUUCCAGCUUUUUGGAAUUGAGGUUUGUAUAGUAGUUAUUGAACUGUUGUCUCUCCCUUGUAAUCGUUUACUGAAACUCCCAUGAGGUGGGGGUUUAAUAUGUUUCACACUGAUAAGCAUAGCAUAGCCUAGCCUUGCCCACCCCUGGCUGUACAAACAAGACUUGGGACGAUAAAGUGGAUUUAGCAGAAGCUAAACUCCAAUUCAGAAUGGAUCCACAAGAAAGAGACCUUGUUGCUUUGAUUGCCAAAAUUAUUGCUGAGGCUUCGGACUCAGACAACAACUGCAGGGUACUGAUGGCAGGGAGGCAGUAUCCAUCCAUUCAGGAGUUUGCUUCUGCCAUCCCCAACCACUUGCUGCUGGGCUCUCUGCUGGAACACUUGUGCUUUGUUUAUGAGAGUGACCCUACACGCUCACGCUUGUUGUUCAAGGUGAUUGGUCAGCGCCUAGCAGCAAUGAACCUCCUCUGUCCACUGGCCAUUAGUGACGAGUUCAGCACUGUGCGGCUGCAGCACAACCGGGCCUUCACCGAGCUGCUGCAUGCAGCCAGCUCAUCACUCUUCCCUCAGGACCAUAGGUACUUAAAUACAGAAAGUCAGACCCCUGCGUUAAGAACGAAAGAUGGCCUUUUCCAAGCACAGACAUCUCGCUACCUCAGUGAAUUUGAAGAAAUGUCAACAUUGGGCAAAGGAUCAUAUGGCAAAGUCUUUAAGGUAAAAAACAAGUUGGAUGGGCAGGAUUAUGCUGUAAAAAAAAUUCUUAUCAAGAAUGUGACAAGGGAUGACUGUAUGAAGGUUCUUAGGGAGGUCAAAGUUCUGUCCAGUCUUCAACAUCCAAACAUAGUUGGCUAUCACACUGCUUGGAUGGAGCAUGUGCAACCUGCUAUGAAUAAUCCUAAACCUAUGCUUCAAAACUCUAUUCCAGCUUUAGAAACCCCAUCACAAACAAAAGGACAUCUUGAGGAAAGCAACAAUGGAUCUUCCAUUGUUUUUGAAAGCACUGAAUGUUCAAAGGACCGAAAAAAACAACACACACAGAGCCCAGAGAGUACCUCUGUACAGUCUACAAAGUCAAAAGAGGAGAGGAGUCAAGGUGUGUGCCCGAAAAACAUGCGCAACCCACGGAACUUUGUUCCGUGCGUGUUCCUGGGCAAGCCCCGUUCUGCUAUGGAUACCUCCCCUGCUCUCAGCUGGGACGAUUCAGCCCUGUCAGAAUACGAGAUCAGUCAAAACAAAGUGGAGUUAAACAACAACUCCUACAUCGACGUGGACAGUCAGCAGGCUGAAAAACAUCCAGACAAGGUCCAGUUUCACUUGAUGCUCUACAUUCAAAUGCAGCUGUGUGAGCGUUCUCUGAAAGACUGGAUUCAGGAAAGGAAUUGCAGACCUAAGGCAGAACUCACAGUGUCAAGAGGUCCUUACCAGUCACUGAACUGUGAACAAGCAUUACAUAUUUUAAAGAGCAUACUUGAAGGAGUGGAGUAUAUUCACUCCCGUGGAAUCAUGCACAGAGACCUUAAGCCACGUAACAUUUUUCUUCAAGGCCAUGAAUGCCAUGUGAAGAUAGGAGACUUUGGAUUGGCGUGUAGGGAUAUUGUAGUAAAUGAAAAUGAACAGCUCCCUUUGCAUUCUCAGAUAAAAACAAAUGCAGGGUCUGCUCACACCACUGGAGUGGGGACAUUUGUUUAUGCUUCGCCAGAGCAACUAGAGGGCUCUCACUAUGAUUCAAAGUCAGAUAUGUAUAGCAUUGGGGUGGUUGCUGUUGAGUUGUUCCAGCCUUUUGGGACCGAGAUGGAACGUGUUCAUGUGCUUGAGGAGCUGAGACAGGGAAAAGUUCCAGACACACUAACUGCAAACUGGCCAGUAUUGACCAAACAAAUCAAACUACUGACCAGCUCCAAUCCAUUAAUGCGACCAAGUGCAUCUCAACUACUGCAAAGUGACCUUUUCAGCACCAGAGACAUGGUAAUCCACAGUUUGCGGCAGCGGAUUGAUGAGCAGGAAGAGGAAAUUGUUCAGCUCAGGAGACAGAUAAGCCAGCUACAGAGCUCGCAAAAUGUGGCACACGAUCCAGAGAAGACUUAAGUGUAAUCACUUCUCAUCCUCUACAGUACAUAAUAUAUGUAUAGGGUUUUUCCUUUUUUUUUGGUUUUGUUUUUUUUUUUUUUGUGUGCAAAUGGCUGUAUGUAUGAGUGCAGCUUUGUUUGUGUGUACAGUAUUAUGUGCCAUAUUUGACUUAACUGUAAAAUGUAAAAGGAAAAAAUAAAAUUAUAGAUGUGUUGUGUACAACUGUUUUAAAAA